Lactuca sativa (garden lettuce) is the source of this 3985-nucleotide messenger RNA. It is a transcript of the gene PHO2, whose product is annotated as phosphate 2. Lineage: Eukaryota; Viridiplantae; Streptophyta; Magnoliopsida; Asterales; Asteraceae. The record is from RefSeq and is a predicted model, not a curated record. Gene Ontology annotation, molecular function: ubiquitin conjugating enzyme activity.
UCCAAAAGCGAAGUGAAAGAAAAGAAAGAUGCAGUUGGGAAAAGAAGUAGAAGGAACAAGAAGGGUAUAUUCUUUUCUCACAAUCGGAUAAUCGCUUGCCUUUAUAUUUUAAUACCCCUCCCCACACCGUCCCACUCAAAAUCUCACUUACAUCAUUUUCUUCAACAAAACAAAACAAACAAACAAUUUCAAGAUUUCAUAUCUACCAUCUACACAGACAACCACAAGAAGAAGAAGAAGAUAUAAGCAGAAGAAGAAGGAGGAGGGGAAAUGGUUUCUUCAAGCUUUUGAUAUGCUUAAUCAUGGCGUGACAGAGGGGAUUUAGGGAGGAACCUUCCUCUCUGAAAUCCCCACAAAAGCAAAAGCUAAAAGGCUUCCUUUUUCUUUGAACUGUGUGUGUGUGAGAGAGAGAGAGAAAGAGAGUUAAAGAGGCAACUGUGUGUGUCUUCUGCAAUUGAACUUCACAUGAAUGAAGGAAGCCACGUGAUGUUUCUUGGCUACAAACGGUGCGGAAGCUAACGGAUCAUGGCUGCUUUAAAGUUUAAACCCGCAGUUAGCGAACUUUUCUCCUUUCAGGGAAAUAAAUAGAUCAUCUUCUCAAAAUAGCCAAAUUUCCUUCUCAUAAUCGAUAAUUAUCUCUCUUAGUAUAUGGUGCCUCGUUUGCUUCUUUUUCUGUAUUAUCUUUUUUCGGUUGAUUCAUCUUCUUCGUAAACAAACUCUCCGGGCAAAUCUCCUUUUGGCAAUUUACAUAUCUGGCUUCUUUAGUUCCUUUCGGAGCCAUUUAUUUAUAUAUAUAAAUAUAAAUUAAUUAAAUAGAUAAACUCCUUCGGGCAAAUCUCCUUUGGCAAAUCCAGAAUUCAUUUCUGGUGAAAACUUUGAUCCAAUUUAUUUGGGGCAAAUCUCCUUUUGGCAUAUCGGGUGUCUCUUCCAGACCCCUCUUUAUCGGGCAAAUCUCCUUUGGCAAUUAUCUCCGGUUUCUUUGGAGAUCCCAUCACUCUCUAUAUCACAAGGAUUGAAGUGAUGGAUGUGUUUCUAAGUGAUUUCGAUAGCUACAGUGAAAGCAGUAGCUCUGAUGAUCAAGAAGACGAUGAGUUCAUGUACAGUGGACAAGCAAGCUGUAUCCUCUCAAAUCUUCAAGAAACCAUUGGAAAAAUCGAUGAUUUCUUGUUGUUUGAAAGAAGAUACGUUCAUGGCGACAUCGUUUGCUUGAUGAAAGAUCACUCACAAAUGGGAAAAGUAACAAACUUUGAGAUGCUUGUAGACUUGGAGAAUCUUAACGAGAAGAAACUAAAAGACAUCAACUCCAAAGAGCUUCAAAGAAUCCGUUCAAUCUCAAUGGGCGAUUUCGUAAUUUCCGGUCCGUGGGUCGGUAAAGCUGACCAGAUAACCGAUUCGGUAACCGUCCUGUUCGAUGACGGGUCAAAAUGUGAAUUUACAAUAACGGACACGGAAAAUCUCAUACCGAUUUCUCCCGAUUUAGUCGAUGACUCACAAUACCCGUAUUACCCCGGUCAACGAGUCAAACUCGUGAAUUCGACCCGGUCAAACUCGACUCAGUGGUUUUGCGGGUCACGAACGGAAACCCACAAUGAAGGGACCGUGUGUAAUGUGGAUACGGGUUCGGUCCACGUGACAUGGCUCGGGUGCGCGUUAUUUGGUUCAGAGGGUGGUGCACCGGUGCCACCAUCUCUUCAGAGCAAAACAGACUUAACCCUAAUUUCGUGUUUCUUGAAUUGGCAACUCGGUGAUUGGUGUGUUCUACCAAAGAUUUCCCACUCGGGUUUUCAAGAAAUCUUUGUGAUUGCGAAAACAAAAUGUAGAAUUGAUGUGCUAUGGCAAGAUGGGAGUGAAUCGUUUGGGUUGGAUUCGAGUUGUUUAAACCCUGUUAACACACUCGAUGCUCAUGAUUUUUGGCCUCAUCAGUUUGUUCUUGAGAAAGGGACUUCAGAUGAUCAGGAAAAUAGGAAGUCGGGGGUUGUGAAGGUGGUGGACGCGAAGGAAAAGACAGUGAGGGUAGAAUGGGAAUUGGAAAAUGAAGAGAAGAAUGUGGAGGAAAUUGUGAGUGCGUAUGAACUGAUUGAUCACCCUGACUAUUCAUUUAGUCAGGGUGAUCUUGUAUUUAGGAUUCAUAAAGGACAGAAAUUUGAGAAAGAUUCUUACAAUUCCUACUUAGAUCAUAUCGGGAUUGUGAUUGGCUUGAAAAAUGGCAUUGUUGAAGUCAAAUGGGCUACGGGUUUCACAUCUAAGGUUGCGCCUCAUGAGAUCUUUCGAGUGGAAAAGUCUGAAGGCGUAUCAGCUACACCACUACUUAACAAUGGAAAUAUGGAAGAGAAAUCCGACCAUGAUACCCGUUCAACGGACCCCACCGAAAAGGAUUUAUUGGAUUCAGAUGAUGAUGAUGUUGAUGAUGAUGAUGAUGAUGAUGAUGAGAAAGAUUGCUUAAAGAUGUUGUAUGAUUCCACUACUUUUAGUGUCCCGCGAGCUGCAAUCGGGUUCUUAUCCAAUGUGGCUACACGGUUUUUCGGUUCUCAGAACUACACAACAUCGUAUGUUAGGUCAGACCAUGUAUCUGAUUUUAACGAGGAAGAUGAUCAGACAUUUGUGGAGACAAAGUUUGAAGAAUCCGAGGAUUCAAAGGUUGUUCCGGUUUUAUCGAAUAGUGAGAAUCUGAAAGGAUUUAGGCAAUUUGACAUGGUUAAUGACUGCUCAAGCCACCAUUUUGUUGAUAGUGCAGAAAAGAGCUCCAUAUCAACUCAGGUGAAAAAAAGUUGGCUAAAGAAAGUCAAUCAAGAAUGGAACAUUUUAACAAACGAUCUUCCGGAAACAAUAUAUGUUCGUGUCUUUGAAGAAAGAAUGGAUCUAAUACAAGCUGCAAUUGUGGGAGCAUCUGGAACUCCUUAUGAAAAUGGUCUUUUCUUCUUUGACAUUUUCCUCCCCCCUGAAUACCCUCACGAGCCCCCGAUGGUGCAUUAUAACUCUGGUGGGCUUCGGGUGAACCCUAAUUUAUAUGAAUCGGGAAGGGUGUGUCUUAGCCUUCUGAAUACAUGGACAGGAACCGGAAGUGAGACAUGGAACCCUAACGAGUCCACAAUUCUUCAAGUUUUACUCUCUCUUCAAGCUUUAGUGCUUAACAAAAAGCCGUAUUUCAAUGAAGCGGGAUAUGAUCAACAGGUGGGAAGUCCUGAGGGUGAAAAGAAUUCGUGUAGCUAUAAUGAGAAUGCCAUUCUCAUGAGCUACAAAUCCAUGUUGUACAUACUUCGCAACCCACCUAAGCAUUUUGAGGCACUUGUGGAGGAGCAUUUCAGCAAACGAUGUGGGCAGAUCUUGAUGGGUUGUAAGGCCUAUCUUGAAGGGGUUCCGGUAGGAGGUGAAAAUGUUGAGACCGAAGGGCAAAAUGGUAAUUCUACGGGAUUCAAGAUCAUGCUCUCAAAACUUGUCCCUAAGCUUGUGGAAGCAUUUACCGCAAAAGGGUUUGAUUGUGGUGAAUGUAGUAAAAGGGAAUUGUAAGUUGUCAUCAAAUAACAUGGUCCUUUUUUAGCUUCACAAUGUGCUGGAUCCGAAAGAAUGUACAACUUUCAAUGCAUUAGGUGCAAACUGUUGAUGCGUUGUUAAUUCGGAUUUGACAACUUGUUUGCUGAAAAGGAAGUUGUAACUGUUGUAUACUAUGUAGAAUACUGGGGUUUAUCAGCAAUUACUGUAUAUAGGUUAUGUACACCACUACAAGGGGUUCCUUUUUGGAAGUUGAAGAUCUCGAGUUCGGAGUAAUGUACAAGUUUUAAUGCACAAUUUACGUGACAUUGAAGCAUUAUUUAUCUAGAUUUGAUGGCUCUUUGUCUGAGAAUGGGAACUACCAAUGUGUGCCAUGUAGAAUAUUGGGUUAUUGGUGUGGUUUAUUUGGAUUUGUAAUAUGCAUUUACCUUGUAAUAUAUUCAUCAAUAAUAACAGACUUGUGGAUGCCUUUAUUGGCUAAACGUAGUUUAUUAAA